Molecule: messenger RNA, 1509 nt
Organism: Klebsormidium nitens
Lineage: Eukaryota; Viridiplantae; Streptophyta; Klebsormidiophyceae; Klebsormidiales; Klebsormidiaceae
Source: the annotation of a GenBank genome assembly
GAAACAAGGCCUCAAGAAAUGUGAAUUUGUGAGAGGACGGUCAUCCAGAAUCUGGCGCCAGCUUCGAAUGCGCCGCAUUGCUCUUCGCAACCACCAUUCGUCUCUCCUGUUUGCUCUCUUCAGAUUGUGUUGAGCAUACGAAGUACUUGCACUGCGCGAAAAGGACGCCCUAGAGUUUCUAGAUUGCAGAGCAGGUAACUUCGUAUCAAUAAUGGCGUCCUCUGUGCUUGCCAAGGUCGGGGUGUCGACGGCUCUGCAGCUGGGGGCGUGCAAGGUCUCAGCCAGCAAGACGUGCCUGAACGUCGCUGCCCCCACCCGGGGCUCAUUCUUGGCAGGCAACAAGGCAAUCAAUGCACCUAAGAAUGGUGCACGCGUUUUUGCUCGGGAAGCACCCUACGCCCCGGGAUCAGAGGCCCCGGAGUACUUGAAGGGCGAGCUUGCCGGCGACAACGGCUUUGACCCUCUGGGCCUCGGCGCCGACCCUGCCAACCUGAAGUGGUACGUUCAGGCAGAGCUGCAGAACGGACGGUGGGCCAUGCUCGGCGCUGCCGGAGCUCUGGUCCCCGAGAUCCUCACAAAGGCUGGCCUGUGGAACGCCCCGUUGUGGUUCGAUGCUGGCAAAGCCGAAUACUUCGCACCCGCCUCCACUCUCUUCCUGGUGGAGCUCAUCCUUAUGGGCUGGGUUGAGGGACGGAGAUACUACGACAUUGUUAACCCUGGCAGUGUCUACCAAGACCCCAUCUUCUCCUCAAACAAGCUCCCCCCCGGCGAGGUUGGAUACCCCGGAGGCAUCUUCAACCCCCUCAACUUCCCCGUCAACAAGGAGUCCAAGGACAAGGAGUUGGCCAACGGAAGACUCGCUAUGCUUGCAUUCUUGGGUUACAUUGCGCAAUCACACGUCACCGGCGAGGGCCCCUUCGCCAACCUGCUAGCACAUUUGGCUGACCCCUGGCACGUAACCGUUGUUAGCUCGAUUGAGAAGUUCGUGGGCUCGUCAUAGAAGAUUAAGCCGGGAUCAUUCAUCAUAGUGUUGUAAAAAUGACCACCAAAGCGACUGUCACAUAACUGCCUUUUGUGUAUGAAUUGCCUGCCAAUGUCAAGACUGCCUUCCUCAGGUCCAGGAAAGGCUACGUAACCUGUCAUGGUCGUUGUUGAGCAGGAAAGGCCUUGCAAGCUGAUGUCUGAAUUUGUCAAGAUUCGAGUUCGGGAUCAAUUCCUGGCAUAGGAUUCGGAGCUUCAGAAGCAGAUGCCCAUUCUUGACAUUGCAAAGAUGGUGCAGCCACCGACGCGGAAAACUGUUUUCAGGCUUCUUCUGCUUGAUUGUAUGCCCAAAGUGGUUGGCGAUCAGUUGUGCCACUACGUGGAAGUUGUUGUUGCAGUGACAUUCCCAUCGAAAUGUAGCAUGUGCUACCUAGGCAGAUGUAACUGGACACUCCGAGGCCUGUAUACAAAUGACGGUAGUAGGAGCAGCCAGCAUGACUUCUGUGGAGAUGAAAUUCUGGUGAGCGC